Dreissena polymorpha is the source of this 2607-nucleotide messenger RNA. Its product is annotated as phospholipid phosphatase 1-like. Gene Ontology annotation, biological process: signal transduction; phospholipid metabolic process; phospholipid dephosphorylation. The transcript has 7 exons. Gene Ontology annotation, molecular function: phosphatidate phosphatase activity. Lineage: Eukaryota; Metazoa; Mollusca; Bivalvia; Myida; Dreissenidae. Bases 595 to 1665 code for a protein of 356 amino acids. The record is from RefSeq and is a predicted model, not a curated record.
AGUAUAGCAUAUUUAUAUCAAACAUUGAAAGAUGAGAUUAAUUGGAUUGUAAUCUACUUUACUACCUUCGAUGAAAACAAUUAUAUACGUACUUAAUCGUGUAUGACAUGUGCGUCAUGAUAAAGUGCUAAUAUUAUCUUUAAAAAGAGUUAUGUGUAUUAACGGAAAAAUAGAAUUGUUGUCGUUCGCAGGUACACUUGUUCGGAGAUUUAAAGACUUUGCGCCUAAGUUAGUUCUUCUAGGCUGUAGUUAAUGACGUAACGUACUCUUAUAUCAACAAACUACAAUUGAUCAAAACAUAAUUUUAACGAAGAGAUACUAUCGAAAUCAUCAUUGAAAUUAAGGGGGUGAACAUAUGUACCUGUUUAAAUCGACAGUUAUAAACCACUAGAUUUACCAGUCAGUUGAUCAAAUGCGAUUUAAUGUCCUCUAGUGUUUAGCUUAUUUGAAGUUUACUACGCUCACUUCGGUCUUUCGAUCGAGAAGAAAAAGGAUUCACCCGGUAAGUUGUGGUUGCUGAUUCGUCCAAAAUGUGUGUGACAUAGGUAUAAAAUCCGGAUUCCAAGACGUGUUCAACGCAACUCUUCGGUUUAGAUGCUGUGGAAUAAUUGCAAAAUGGAGAAGUGUCCGGAUAAUAGACGGGUCAGUCGAAGACGCCUUACGCUGGCUUUAAUAGUGGAUGUUAUACUUUUCCUUAUAGUGGGAAUCCCGGUUCUUUACUUGUUCCUUCAGGGCCAGCCUUUUAUCCAAGGCUUCCUUUGUGAUGACCCUUCCAUCUCCCUCCCUUACCGUCCCGACACCAUAAGUACACCUGUACUUAUCUUCGCCGGCGUCGGGACUUCUAUCUUCUGUGUCGUUAUCGUGGAGGUUUUAAACGCCAUCAACAGGAAGUAUAUACGCGCAUGUCCCACGCGCGAAGAUUUCUGGUUCAUUGCUAAGGGCUACUCGGUGAUGGUCGUCGGGUUCGUGGUUCAAGAGCUGUUUGUCGAAUUUUUGAAGAGACAACUUGGAUUCUUGAGACCCAACUUCAUGGACGUGUGCCGUCCGCAGUUCAACAGAUCACUAUGCCCCGCCUACAUUACCGAGUACACGUGCAGCGGAAGCGAUCACGACGCCGACGAGAUUCGUGACAGCCGACAGUCAUUUCCAUCCGGGCACUCAGCCUUCUCCCUGUACAUCGCAGUUUUCUACUGCUUUUACAUACAGAGACGACUCCACGUCAGUUUCUCACGAAUUCUGAAGUUCUUCCUGCAAGCUGCUCUCGUCUUCACUGCAUCCAUAUGCGGCUUGAGUCGUAUCAGGGACCACAAACACCAUGCCUCUGACGUCAUCGUCGGAUUUACCGUCGGGGCAGCAGUUGCCGUCUUUGUGUAUAAGCUUUUGGCGGAAAACCUGCUCUCCACAUCUUUAGAGGAUGACGUCAGCAAAUCAUCCAUGUCAACAUCGACAGUGUCACAUGACUUAUGUUGCACAUGCGCAACAACAAUAUCUUCAAACGUCGAAUCGCAUACGCCUGCCCCAUUACUCCAAAACGGGUACUUUAAUGACGUCCCAAACACACUCGACGAAGGCAGGCAUACGUCGUUAAAACUUAAAAAGAGUUCUCCCGUUCGUCGCCCUUUGUCAACACCAGUAACAUUAUCAUCCCAACAAGAACUGGUUUGAAUUUACACACGUGUUUUAUAUAAGUUUUUCUGAACUCGUGUAGCACAGAGAAUUUGUUCUCGAUGGAGUAGUAACCGUUACGAAAUUUGUUAAUCUGGUUGGAAGAACGUUUCUUACAAAAAUUUAAAGCACGCUCUAACUAAAAUUAUCAUCAUCAAAAUCAUCGUCAUCAUCCUAUUUGUCGUCGUCGUCAUCAUCUUCAUCUUUAUCCUUAUCAACAACACUAUCAACAAGAACAGCAGUGUUAAACAAUAUCAUAAUUACCAUUACUAAACCUUUUUUUCGUACUAAUCACCAACCAACUUUCGCGUAGACCAAUGUCCUUUUUUUGUCAAAGGGCUUCAAUCUUAUCCGGUCUUGGUUAUUGACCUUCGUCAGAGAAUAUGAAAUGAAAACUUCUCGAGCAAUCGAUUGUCUAUAAGAAACGACUACUACGGAUAUAUUAAUUGUGUCAAUAGGGUUUAUUUGGUCUUUGUAAAAUUAUUUUUAUUGGAACUCACUCGGUGAUAGGAAAAGACACUUUGACUUCUCAAAGGUAUCUUACUAAGCACUUGACAAAUUAACUUAUCAAAUGGAUUGUUAUAUCAAUAAUACCAGCGAUAUACAAUAAAUAAAAGAACAUUCGAAUAAGUGUGAACAUGUUCCAUGUAUACAUCACACAUGAAAGAUGAGGUUAAAUAAUGAUUAUUUUGAUAUUUGUGUUGUGUUAAAUGCAAUUACAUAUUUGUGGCAUUAAUUGUCCGAUAUGAUAAAUUGUGUUUAUUUUAUUUGUAUACAUGUGUAUGUGUGUUGACGGACUAAACACUGGACUUCUUGUCAUUCGCAAGUAAGUUUUCUUAAACAAAUGGCGUCUAGCGUAUUAAUAAAAAAACUUAGUCAGUAUUGUUAAAUGAAAAACUCUGUCAUAUGAAUAUAAUGUUUAUUAUAUAAAAGUACAACAUA